CUUUGGUAAACCAUGUUUUAUAGAUACCAAUAUGUAGCUAUACAAAAACACAUUUUUAUUGCAAACAGUUAGUACUGACGGAAGUUUGGAUCUGUGUUUUGUGGAUUACUGUAUUGAUGCAGGAAUGCAGAAUGGGGUACACUGCGGUUUUAAGGGACAAGACACAAUCAGUAUGGUACACUCAUUCAUGCUAGACCAUAAUUUUGCUAAGAGCCAUACAAAUACAGAAAAAAAUUCGCUUGGUGAAGAUUUGGACGAAGUGGCCGGUGAGAGUCGGUUGUCAACACGUAGCAGUUUAAGCGGCAAAUCCGGAAUAUCAGCAACUCCUUCCUUGACCCAAGAAAGAUGGAAGAGAUCUUUAUGUAGUUUGCUAAAUGACUGUGAAGGUGUAAAAGCUUUUCAAACGUAUCUGCAAGAAUGUGAUCAAGAAAUUACACUUAUAUGUUUGUUGGCAUUAAAAGGAUUUCGAAAUUUUGGAAUGAAGGAAAAUAUUCCAAACAGUGGGAAUUCAUCAGCUGCAUCAUCAACCACUGGAUCAAUAACAAACAAAAGUAUGACAUUGAUGGAUGAAGAAACAAAACGUAACAGAUUGAAGUUGGCACAACAAAUCUACCGCAAAUUUCUAGGAAGUGAUGCACCAAAAUCUAUAUCAAAUAUAAUCAAACAAGACACCAAACAGACUAUUGUUACAAGUAUUAAAAACGCUGCAAAGAAAAAAUCUUGUGUAGAAUUGGACAUCUUUCAUGAGGCAAAGAGUCAAAUAGAAUUAUACGUGGAAUCAACUUUUUAUAAAAGUUUUCUUACAAGUGAAAUUUUCUUUAAAUAUAUCUCAUUAUCCGAUACAACUAACAAAUCACCUUCGAAUGGCCAACCUCCUCAACCUAAUUCUACUCAAACUUCCAUCUCGUCUCAGUCGAAUGUGCAACACAUAGUAGAUGCAACAAGUGAUCAAAAAAUCUCAACACAACCAGGUUAUUUGCCACGGCUUGAUGAAAACCAGGUUUGGAAUCCAACUCGAAGAAACAUUUCUACAAAUGUUAGAUCUCAUCCAUCUGAUUCUUUAAAACGAACAGCAAUAAUUCGCUCUGUGAGAGAAAAUCAUAUUUCUGUUGAUCAUGAUGAAUCGCAUCGACAAGAUGUUAAUCGACCUGCAGCUCCAUACUACACUGCCAACACAUACUGGGUUCCACCAGCCUCCGCAAUAGGUAGUGACCAAGCAUCAAAGUCAUCUGAUGCAACAUCUGACACGUUAUCAUGUCCUGACAACAGUAGUAUUGAUGGUGCCACUGCAUAUUCAUCCUCACGAACAGGGCAUAAACGUUAUAUUCGAAAUCAAAUGAAAAAGAAUCCUGCAAAUGUUUUGCCAGAAUGUUGCCAUCAACCAAGAACUACAAGAUGCAAAGAUAUACCAACGCUUGCUACGAACAACCCCGCUGCAUUUUUUGAACAAUUACGAAUAAAACUUGAGAAGGUGUUGGAAGAACAGAAGCGUGUACGUGCGAUGAUGCAGAGGAAUAAUGAACCAAAUGUAUUUGAUGAAGAUAUUGAUGAGAUGAUGGAAUCACAUAUUGCGCGGGUCAUCCAUAGUCCAGGGGAACAUAACAUACCUCCUAUUCUAUCAAGCACACGUCUUCCUAUUUCAGCAUCCACCUCUUAUCCUCAACAUAAAACAGAAUCUUCAAUAUCAGAUAAUCAGCGAAUGUCGGGUGUGAUGAAAAAAGAUCAAUUGAGAAGAAAACCUGAAGUUCCUGCUGUUGGUUUAGUUCCUGGCAUGGCACAAAAUGAAGUUCCCGAUAUUCCUACUCCUGUGAAUCCAGUUGACAAGAACCAGAUGAUCUGUGCAUGGAUUCAACAAGCUCCAUCAUCCAACCAGUCUCGAAAAAAGCAUCAAAAAAUGAGAAGAUCCGUUGCAACAGACAAUGAAAUAAUACCGGGAGGAAUGCCCAUUCUACCAGAGGAUCGCACAGGUCUCACUUCUACACUUAGUUCAACUCGACCACACAGAACACCUUUAGUAUUAGCCCAGGACAUGAUGCCGCCAAUGGAACAACCAGAUGUUAACACAACAAUAGAAGAAGUAAAGCGACGAUUAAUUGAGGAAACUGACCGCAAAGAAUUCUCCCCCAGCCACUCAGUUGAAACUCACGAAAGCAAAGCGGUCGCCCAAAGCAAAGCGGUCGCCCAUGAAUCAGUUUCUGAUACAGACUCUUCCACCGAAACAGCAACAUCGGCCAACACAAUAUCUGGGAAGGUGGAUACAAGUAAUGAAGCAAACAAUACAACAGUUGUCUACUACCUCCCUCAUGAACCUCUUGCGUACAAAAUUCAUAUACCGCACUGCCCUCUUACACUUGGUCAAUUCAAGUCGUAUCUCACAAAACGAAACAAUCAGAAAUUUUUCUUCAAGCAUUUUUCACCCGAGCUUAAACGCGAUGUAUUUUUCGAAGUUACGAAAGAUAAUGAAAAACUUCCGCUAUGGGAAGACGUGGUGCUUGCUAAAAUCGAGUAUGAACUUUAAAUUAUUUUGUUCUUUUUAUUGGAUUAAGUUCUUGUAUAGCAACAGCAAUAUUUUUCUGUUUUUCACGAGCAACUUUAAACUAAAUGCACGUAUUUUUCACUUUAUACUGAAACCUUUUUAACGCGUGCUUUUGUUGCCAUUUUCUUGAGAAAAUAAAUUUGAAUAUGUCGUUAA
Molecule: messenger RNA, 2692 nt
Organism: Ciona intestinalis (vase tunicate)
Lineage: Eukaryota; Metazoa; Chordata; Ascidiacea; Phlebobranchia; Cionidae
Source: RefSeq